AUGGGAGACACGACGGAAGGUCAAGUAUUUCUUGGCGAUACUGUAAUGCUUGAUGGAGAACAGCCCGUGACGUUGUCAGAACUAUUGGAGACUAUAACAGGAGUUGAGAUGCCGUUGUCAGAAGAUCUGCCAGUCAGCCUGUGCUCGACUUGCUCGGUGUCGGCACUGAGCGCGGCCGACUUUCGGACAGUGUGUCGGCAGGCCGCCCACAAGUGGGCCGCCAUGCUGCAAUUGCUGGGCACCCUGCCCGAGGACGGGAACGAGUGCAAGGCACUGCUCGCCGUCAUGGAGUCCGACCAAAUGGUCAUGUUUGAAGAAUACGAGAGCGUCACGAGUGCCGAGUCGGCCGCGACGAGGCUCACACUCAGACUGAAUCCCAAAGAGAAGGAGACAACCGCUAACCGACCACCGACAGGCUACCGCUGCCAAUGCCCCGACUGCGGCAAGAAGUUCCCGUACGUGCAGCAACUGUACCAGCACCUGAAGGAGUCAACGGACCUAAAGCGCGCGUGCUACGUUUGCGCGAAGAUCAUGAGCCGCGACGAGCUGGUUUCCCACCUGCGGACGGAUCACAACCGGAACCCGCACGACUGCAAAGAGUGCCCGGCGCUGCUGCCCUCCCGCGGGCACUACGAGCAGCACAUGAGGAAGGCGCACGCCCCGGGCGCCUGCACCUGCGGCGACUGCGGCCGCAGCUUCCGAACCUCGAACGCCUUCCGCGCACACCUGUCCGUGCACACGGCUAAGACGUGCCCCGCCUGCAAACGGCCGUUCCGCAACCAGACCUGCUAUCUACACCACGUGCGCCAGUGCUGCGAAUUGGGCGGCGGAAAGGGCGCCACCGUCGUGCAGAGCGGUGGCCGCCGGGUCAAAGUCGGGCUGCGCGGGAGGGCGGACAAGGAGUGCGUUUGCGACUACUGCGGCAAACGCUUCGCCGGCAAGAAGUUCGUAUGCGCCCACAUCCAGAUCGUCCACACGAAAAGCACCCACCGGCCGUGCGCGUACUGCGGCAAGUCGCUCGCGGCCGCCCACAUGACGGAGCACGUCAAAAAGCACGAGACGGUCAGCGCCUUCACUUGCGAGCUGUGCGGCGUCGUGCUGAGGACGAGGCUCGGUUACGUUCAGCACUUGAGGCUCCACAGCGGCGAGCGGCCGUACGCGUGCCGCCACUGCGGGGAGACCUUCUCGGCGUCGUCCAGACGCUCGGAGCACGUGCGGAAGGCCCACGGCCCUGAGGCGGUGCCGAAGCACGCGUGCGAUCGGUGCCCAGCUAGAUUCAGGCUGCCGUACCGUCUGAAGAAGCACGUCGCGUCCGUACACGGCACCGGGCAGCGGGAUCCCAGCUUCGAGUGCAGCGAGUGCGGCGAGCGGUUCGGCAGCUGCCGCGGCCUCCUGCACCACAGUAGGACGCACCAGCGCGCAGCACCGGCUCGGGUGGCAGUGCAGAAAAAGAGGCAGAUGGAGUGCCGCGUGUACAGCGAGCCAACAAGAAACUCGACCGGUCCGGAUGGGAACCAGUUGACUUCAGUGGAGGAGGCGGCGGACUUUCCGCACGGCGUUUGCUCCAACUGCACAAAGAUGGCACUCGCCGCGAUGCAUUUCCGUAAGGUCUGCCUCGAGUCGGCCAAGCAAUGGGCACGCGUUGCCUCCCAACUCGCGCACGCCUCCGCGCCCGGUCCACGAGACAGGGCGCUUUUCGUCUUCUACGACGACACGAAUAUCAAAGUGCUAAGGGAGCGCAACCAAGUGGUGACAGUAGCCCUCGCCGUAAACAGACUGAACCAAAGGCUCCGACCGUCCAGCGCGAGCAAAGCUAUCCCCAAGGUGAGGAAACCGCGCAAAGGCAAGCGCUGGCGGUGCCAAGACUGCGGCAAGGAGUUCACGCUGCCGUGCUACUUGAACCAGCACCUCAAGAUGACGAUGAAGAGGGCCUGCACCCACUGCGGCGCGAUCGUCAGCAGGGAGAAGCUGCAACAGCACCUGCUGAGGCACCACGGUCAGCGCCUGUUCCGCUGCAAGACCUGCCACCAGCUCUUCCACCGCGAACGGGAGCUGACGAGCACAACGAAACCGCCCACGGCGCUCAGUCGCACGCGUGUCGCCUCGAGCUUCGAGAACCGCCGCUGCUACAAGUACCACGUCGGCCGCUGCGGGGGACCUAAGCUGCAGCCGGGGUCAGCCUACGAGUGCCACGACUGCGGCAGCAGAUACUCUAAGAAGGAGUCGCUGAGGACCCACAUCGAGCAGAAGCAUUUAAACGUGUUGCCGUUCGUCUGCCAGGAGUGCGGCAAGCGGAGCUCGACCCUGGGCCACCACCGAGCGCACGAGGCGAUACACUUGCCGAGGAGGAAGGUGUACCAGUGCUACUGCGGCGCCAAGCUGCUCACCGAGCUCGGCUUCAGCCUGCACAGCAGGAUCCAUUCGGGGGAGAGGCCAUACGAGUGCCCAGAGUGCGGGGACCGGUUCCUCUCCUCCUCCAGACGGCUGGACCACAUAAAGCGGCGGCACACGAGCCUGAAAGACAUGCCCCACCCGUGCAAGCAGUGCCCGGCCACGUUCCUCAGGCCCUCGCAGCUGAAGAAGCACUGCCUGGUCAUCCACGGUGUUUCCAGC
Molecule: messenger RNA, 2613 nt
Organism: Iphiclides podalirius (scarce swallowtail)
Lineage: Eukaryota; Metazoa; Arthropoda; Insecta; Lepidoptera; Papilionidae
Source: the annotation of a GenBank genome assembly